Orussus abietinus is the source of this 4148-nucleotide messenger RNA. RefSeq names its product ATP-binding cassette sub-family D member 1 (gene ABCD). Gene Ontology annotation, cellular component: peroxisomal membrane. Gene Ontology annotation, biological process: peroxisome organization; very long-chain fatty acid catabolic process; fatty acid beta-oxidation. NCBI's taxonomy places the organism in Eukaryota, Metazoa, Arthropoda, Insecta, Hymenoptera, Orussidae. The coding region runs from base 603 to 2918 and encodes 771 amino acids. The record is from RefSeq and is a predicted model, not a curated record. The transcript has 9 exons. Gene Ontology annotation, molecular function: ATP binding; long-chain fatty acid transmembrane transporter activity; ABC-type transporter activity.
CGUGACGUCACGUGGCGCGAUCAUCCCAGAGAGCGCGUCUAGACACGAUUAGGGGUUAGAUGUCAAGAUUUCUCGAGAAACCCGUUUUCAGGAGCGUCGGUUGGCGUUAAAAUAGCGGAUUGACGGAUUUGACAUUCGUUGGCGAGAUAUCAACUGUUAUUCGAGGGCCUGGGUGAGAGGAGCGACAAAGGUUGAAUUUUGGCUUGUAUUUAGUCUAUGUUCGACUUUGUAUCUCGUUGGGAUACACGCAAGGGGCAAAGAGAUAACCCAGGGACGCUGAGGCGGGCGCGGGCCUGGAAGCGAGUUUGUGUGAGUAAAGGAGUGAGUAAAAGAUCCCCACGCAGGCAGUGGGAUGAGCGGGUCCAAGUCCAGACCGACAACCAAUCGAGCUGGUCGAGUUGGGAGAAUGGGUCCGAAGUGAGCAAGCCACCACACACCAGUUGUCAGUUGCCAGCCGGUGGCCGAAGGAGCUGGAGCGUCUCGUCGUCACCGGGGACUUUUGUUCCUAGAACGGAACAUGCGGCUGAAGAGUCUGCGAAGGGCUCGCUGAGGGAAGAGAGGGCAGAAAAGACAGGCUCCGAUGAGAGCGAAGGACCGGCGGCAUGUCCUCCGUGUUUUCCAAGCUCGUAGACGGGACGUCCGCCAGGUGCGGCGUCCGGCAGGAGGUCCUUACCAAGGGGAUCGUUGGAGUUGCCACCACGCUGUACUUCUUGAAGCUCGGCUAUCCUUACUUGGCAGCUGGACUGAAGGCGAGGGGCAAGAAAGAUGCAGCUGACGACUGUGGGAAUGGCAGUGCUAGGAGUAAUGGAAGUCUCGGAAGAGUCGAGUCGAACUGUGGGAAAGAUGGCAAGAAGAGGGCGAAGGCUAGGGAGAUCGCCGUUGGAUUGGAUAAGGCAUUCUUGAUGCAGCUUGUCAAUUUGUUGAAGAUUAUGGUUCCUGGAUGGAAGUCCAGGGAGUCUGGACUACUGGCCUGCGCUACUGUUACUCUGUUGGCCAGGACUUUCCUUUCAGUUUAUGUGGCCACCUUGGAAGGACAAAUCGUCAAACGGAUCGUUCUGAGGGAUGUGCGGGGAUUCUUUCAUAUGCUUGCCAGGUGGUUCGCCAUCGCGUUCCCUGCCACCUUUGUCAAUUCUGCUAUUAGAUAUUUGGAGGGACGGCUGGCGCUUAGUUUUAGGGAACGACUGGUGGAGUAUGCUUACAAGAUGUACUUGAGUCAUCAGACCUACUAUAGAGUAUCCGCCCUGGACACGCGUCUGGGAGGCGCAGAGCAAAGACUGACAGAUGACUUGUCGGAACUGGCCAGCUCUGUUGCGCACCUGUAUUCCAGUUUGACGAAACCCUUGCUGGAUUGUACAUUGGUUGGCAUCGCCCUUGCAUCGUUCUCAUCUAGAAUGGGAGCGAGAACUAUUCCAGGGCCUUUGUUGGCUACGGUUGUCAUCAUGAUAACGGGCCAAGUGCUACGUCUGGCCUCCCCACGUUUCGGUCAGCUGGUCGCCGAAGAGGCUACGCGACGUGGUCGCCUCCGAGAGGCACAUGCUCGUAUAAGUGCUCACGCUGAGGAGAUCGCCUUCUAUGGUGGACAUCUCAAGGAGCAUCGUUACUUGAACACAGCUUACAGGUCUCUUGUAGCCCAUCUACAUAAAAUAAUCACCGUCAAAUUGUGGUACGUCAUGCUGGAACAGCUGUUGAUGAAGUACGUGUGGUCUGGCACCGGCCUCCUGGUUAUCGCAUUGCCUCUCCUCUACAAGGCUCCCAGCUCCUUGUCCUCCAGGUCGUCGAAUGACGAUGUCGAUGCUGACGGAGAUGGUGGCGUGAGCGAGAGAACGAGAUAUCUCACCACCUCGAAGAAUCUUUUGAGCUCUGGUGCGGAUGCUGUCGAGAGGCUCAUGUCUUCCUACAAGGAGCUCGUUGCACUUGCUGGCUACGCAGCAAGGGUCAACGAGAUGUUUGACGUCUUCAAGGACGCUGCCCUCUGCAAGUACCGGAGGAACGUCGUCCUCACUAGUCAUUCGCAAGUAUCCAACGGCGACGUUCCUCGCCUAGCUGAUAACGUGAUCGAGUUUCGAAAUGGCACGCCCGUAAUAAAAGGCAUCGUGCGGGAAAGUACCGACGGCAGUAUCAGCUUGAUCGACGUGCCGAUAGUCACUCCUAACUGCGAAGUUAUCGUACCUAGCUUGACGAUACACAUCAAGCCUGGCGACCACCUGCUGAUCACGGGUCCCAACGGCUGCGGGAAGAGCUCCCUCUUCCGGAUCGUCUCCGGCCUGUGGCCGGUCUACGGCGGCACCCUGGUGAGACCCGGGGAGACCUGCAGCUUCGAGAAUGGCAGGCCCACCCUCUUCUACAUCCCGCAAAAGCCGUACAUGACGGUGGGCUGUCUGCGGGACCAGAUCACGUAUCCAGCAGAAUCUAGGAAGGAGGAAUGCUCCGACGAGGACCUUUUACGUCUCCUGGACCUGGUGGAUCUGCGGUGUCUGGCCGAGAGGGAGCCGGAGGGACUCGACGCCUUCGGGGAUUGGGACUCGACCCUCUCGGGGGGAGAGAAGCAGAGGCUCGCCAUGACCAGGCUUUUUUAUCACGCCCCCCAGUACGCCCUCCUGGACGAGUGCACCAGCGCCGUCAGCCUGGAGGCCGAGGGCACCAUCUACGAGAACGCCAAGAGGAGGGGCAUCACCCUCCUCACCGUCACCCACAGGGUCUGCUCCCUGGCCAGGUUUCACAGGCUCUUGCUCAGAUUCGACGGAGAGGGCGGGUGGUCCUAUGGACCCCUAGACCUGGAGAACGGCGACCCGGUCGACCUGGCCAGGAGUGUCGAACAGCCCGAGGAACAGGAGAAGGACCCCAAGGAGGGACAUUAUCGCAGGCUACAGGAACUUCGCGAUAUACUCAGCGAAGAUACGCAUGUGGGAAUUAGCUGAGAGAGAGAGAAACGUGCCUCUUGACCCCUCUUUUAGAUACCAAUGCAAUUCGGCGAGAAUCGAUCGUUCGAAUAUUGUAUAUAUACUUUUUUCCCGAGCACCUGUACGCCUGCUGUAUUGUACUAAGGAAAGAUGAUAUAUACAUACGACUUCUCAAUUAAAAGUAUAUAUUUUUCUAUUUCUAUCUUGGUAGAUCAUUAGAUUCUUGCUUCGAACUGGCAUCGUUGAGUCUUCGACACUGAUCAUGUUAACCACCGUAGCGAAUUUUUUAUACGACCUAGCAAUUAUUCAAUAUGUUAAUGCACAGCUCACCGACUCACUGAAUUGUAAGGAAAUCGUGUACCUUUAUUUUGUACAUUCUUUUUCUUUUAUAUUGAAUUUGGUAGGAGGAGUUACCGGCCUGGGGCGGUCUCUUCCUUACCGAUGAAAUCGUCCAGUAAAGUGGCGCACUCUCGGCUCUUCGUUCUAAUGAAAAAUUUCCCUUGCUUGGACGAAAUGUGCAGUGUUUUUGAGUUUGGUCAUUGUAUAUAAGAGAUAAGGCAUUGUUUGAGAAUUAUGCGACAGGAUAAUCGAUGCAUGGAUAGUCAUUGACUGAUUAGAGGCGAGAUGAUAGGCAGUGCUCGAAUUAUUUGCACUAUAAUUUGUUUUUAGCUGAUCAUGCGAGCAAUUUGUUAUUCAAGUUUUGGAAUAUUCCAGCUUCGUUUAUAGUGCGCUCUUUAAACAGUUUUAUUUUUUAUCUUCAACUUAGAUCAACAACAAGUAUGUUUUUUGUUAAUAACUUCCAGUGAUAGCAGUGUCGUCGACACUUCGAAUGUUCUUCGCAGGGAAGUACAGAGUCGUCCGAUCCAGCUUGUAAUAAAUAAUAAAAAAUUGUUCUUUGUAGUUUAAAAGGAAAGGUCAGAGUAUAUAUAUAUAUUUCUCUCUUUCUAUUUUUAGUUUGAGAAGUCUAUAUUGAUCGCCGACAAUCUCUUGCGAUGGUCGUAGAAAUUUAUUUAUUUCAUUACUGGAUAUUUAAUAUAAAAUCACAUGCCUUAUAAUUGGAUAAACAAUGUAUGAUAUAGAGUAUUGUAUUUAUCACUGUAGGGUGACAUCGUUAAACCACUGAUGCAAUUUAAUAUUGUACCCCAUAAUUAUAGGAUGUCUUAUUGUAAUUUCCUGUAAAGUAGCUCGUUGAAAUUAUUCUAUGUCACAUUACGAUAUUAUUAAUAAAAACAGAAAGAGUAUAAUUAA